Messenger RNA from Cuscuta campestris, 2272 nucleotides. Lineage: Eukaryota; Viridiplantae; Streptophyta; Magnoliopsida; Solanales; Convolvulaceae. The record is from the annotation of a GenBank genome assembly.
CAGAGAUCUUCAGGCGCGCCCAUUGCUCCUCAUCAGUGACCUUCCAAUUUAAUCACUCUCGAAGAUCAUCUAACCUAAUAACAAGGAAAUUAUCUGAAAAAAUAUGAUUAAUCUUCAGAACUCGAUCGUUUUAUGCUCUGUGUUUAUACUGUUUGCAUGCUCUUCUUCGCGUUCUUCGGAGGUUUUAAUCUCCGUUUCUCCCAAAACCCUCGUAAAAUCUGGCGACUCGGUGACGAUACGGUGGUCCGGUGACGAUUCCCCGUCGAAGCUUGACUGGAUCGGGAUUUAUUCUCCGGCUACUUCCUCCCACGACGAUUUCAUCGGCUACGUGUUCCUGUCGUCUUCGCCGGGAUGGGAAAACGGGUCGGGUUCGAUCUCUAUCCCUUUAGUGAAUCUCCGGUCGACUUAUCAGUUCCGGAUCUUCCGAUGGAACGAGUCAGAGAUCGACGACGCGCGCACGGAUGCCGACCAUAAUCCGUUACCGGGAACGGGACGCGUGGCGGCGGUUUCGGAGAAGGUUGGAUUCGAACCGGGUCGGGGCCCGGAGCAGGUUCAUUUGUCGUUGACGGGUCGGGAUGGUGAGAUGCGGGUCAUGUUCGUGACCGGCGACGGGAAGGAUUGUUUUGUGAGGUACGGGUUGACCCGGAAUAAUAUGGAUCAGGUUUCGGGUACUCGGGUCAGAAGGUACGAGAGAGAACACAUGUGCGGUGCUCCAGCCAAUCAAAGCAUUGGAUGGAGAGAUCCUGGCUUCAUCCACGAUGGUAUUUUGGUCAAUUUGAUGGAUGGCAAGAAAUAUUUCUACCAGGUUGGAGGUGAUUCCGAGGGAUGGAGCAAUGUUUUCAGCUUUGUAUCCCAAGAUCAAAACUCAAAGGAGACGUUUGCGUUCCUGUUCGGCGACAUGGGGACUGCAACGCCUUAUUCCACCUUCUUGAGAACCCAAGAAGAGAGCGAAUCAACCGUGAGGUGGAUCAUGCGCGACAUCCGGGCCCUUGGCGACAAACCAGCAAUGAUCUCACACGUCGGCGACAUUAGCUACGCCAGAGGCUACUCGUGGUUAUGGGACAACUUCUUCACUCAGAUAGAACCCAUCACGUCCAGGGUACCCUACCACGUUUGCGUAGGCAAUCAUGAAUAUGAUUGGCCAUCGCAGCCCUGGAUCCCAAGCUGGGCUGCCACGAUCUAUAAGCAAGACAGUGGUGGUCAGUGUGGGGUGCCCUUCAGUUUCAGGUUCAACAUGCCUGGGAACUCCUCGGAAUCGAAUGGUGCCAUGGCUUCAAUGGGGGGAAUGGCUUCAAUGACGCGAAACCUUUACUACUCUUUUGACAUGGGAGUCAUUCACUUUGUGUACAUAUCAACGGAGACGAAUUUCCUCCCAGGGAGCGACCAGUACAGGUUCCUGGAACAAGACUUGGGGUCAGUCGAUCGAGAGAAGACGCCAUUUGUGGUUGUUCAAGGGCACAGGCCAAUGUACACAACCAGCAGUGGCCACAAAGAUGCUCCCCUGAGGCAGAGAAUGGUCCAACACUUGGAACCCCUUCUCGUCAAGAACCGUGUCAGCCUGGCCCUGUGGGGCCACGUCCACCGGUACGAACGCUUCUGCCCUCUGAGCAAUUUCACCUGCGGCGAUUCGGGGGCUUUCCCGGUGCACAUUGUGAUUGGGAUGGGCGGACAGGACUGGCAGCCCAUUUGGGAGCCGCGGGCCGACCAUCCGAACGAUCCCGUCUACCCUCAGCCGGUGCGGUCCGAGUUCCGGGCGGGGCAGUUUGGGUACGCGAGAAUCGUCGCGGACGCGGUGAAGCUGAGGUUUGAUUACGUGGGGAAUCAUGACGGGAAAGUGCAUGAUGUGGUUGAAAUCCUGGCUCCAUAUCGCCGGCCGGCUGCUGCUGCUGCUUCUCUUACACCUUAUGGUGAUUUGUGAAUCUUGAGCGUCCUUCUUUUGGCAUGGCUGGUUUCAUGCCUACCCACAAAAAUGGGCGAAAGUGAGAAAUCCCUCUUCUUACAGAACAGGGGAAGAGGGAAGAAGUGGUAUAGAUAUCUGGUGGCCCCCUUCUUCCCAUUCUCCGGUCGUCAUUUCCUCAUCAUAGCCAUUAGCCAGUCCGGUAUGUGGCUUUCCUUCUUGUUGAUGUAUAGGGUGUUUGAGGUUGUGGUGGAUUCUUGAAAAAGCAUAUGCCAGGAGCAAGAAAUGAAAAAAACAUAUAUAAUCAUAACUUUGCUAGAACGCAUUUUUAGAGCCUGUUUUGCAUAUCUGAAGUCAUGUUGGGCUAUCUGUAGU